GGGCAUCCCGUAAAACGUACUAACACGUCCAGAAAACCCUUCCUCCUUCCUCCUGCUUCGUUUCCAGUCUCCUUCUAGGGUUUCUUCUUCUCGCCGCCGCCGCCGUCUUGCCUCUCCGGUUCGCCUCCACUACCCCUCCAGAUCGCCGGCUUCGCAUCCGCGCCGAUGGCUGAGGAACCCGCCACUCAGGGGAAGAAGGAGGAGGAGGAGUUCAGCACGGGGCCUCUGUCCGUGCUCAUGCUGAGCGUCAAGAACAAUACUCAGGUGCUUAUCAACUGCCGGAACAACAAGAAGUUACUUGGUCGUGUGAGGGCAUUUGAUCGUCAUUGCAACAUGGUUCUUGAGAACGUUAGGGAGAUGUGGACUGAGGUCCCAAAGACUGGUAAAGGCAAGAAGAAGGCUCAUCCCGUGAACAAGGACAGGUUCAUAAGCAAGAUGUUUCUCCGUGGGGACUCCGUCAUCAUUGUUCUCAGGAACCCGAAAUGAGUGGGGCGUCGCCCUUGUACACCAGAAGAGUCUCUUUCGUAUGUCGCUGCUAGUCUGUAUGCCAAGUGCUCUAAAUCUGAGAAUGUAAGAGAAGGUUGUUGAGCUGGGAAAUUAGCAGUACUGAUGGUUUGAGUGUUUUGUAGUUGGGAUGUUAAUGAAUUUGCCUCUUGUAUCUAAUUUGCACUUCUAGUUUCUUCUAUUCGGACCAUCAAUAUAUCGCCUGGAGACAAUUUGAAAAUCCAGUCA
Brachypodium distachyon (stiff brome) is the source of this 732-nucleotide messenger RNA. Its product is annotated as small nuclear ribonucleoprotein Sm D2. The coding region runs from base 166 to 486 and encodes 106 amino acids. The record is from RefSeq and is a predicted model, not a curated record. The transcript has 5 exons. Lineage: Eukaryota; Viridiplantae; Streptophyta; Magnoliopsida; Poales; Poaceae. Gene Ontology annotation, biological process: spliceosomal snRNP assembly; RNA splicing. Gene Ontology annotation, cellular component: U5 snRNP; precatalytic spliceosome; U1 snRNP. Gene Ontology annotation, molecular function: RNA binding.